Folsomia candida is the source of this 6298-nucleotide messenger RNA. RefSeq names its product chitin synthase chs-2 (gene kkv). The record is from RefSeq and is a predicted model, not a curated record. Bases 912 to 5759 code for a protein of 1615 amino acids. Gene Ontology annotation, molecular function: chitin synthase activity. Gene Ontology annotation, cellular component: cell periphery; cell septum. The transcript has 35 exons. Lineage: Eukaryota; Metazoa; Arthropoda; Collembola; Entomobryomorpha; Isotomidae.
ACAAUGCAGUGAGAGACUGCUGCUGCAUCUCGUCGACUACCUGCUGCAUGGAUCCUCGUCUUGAGCAUUUCUGAUAGUUUUCUACUGCCAAUGACCAUCAUCGCUGCUUGGUCAGUACAGUGGUUUGCAUAGAGGAAGAAGAACUGGACAUCUGCAUAGGCUGGAUGAUAAGGCAAAUCUGCCAGCUCUGUCCCUCUAAACCUGAGAAGAGCAUUCGUCUCGGGAGCAACUGACUGACUGACUGACUGGGGACCGAACAGAGGUCAUUUGAUAAUCCCAUCGAGCAUUGAGUUGACCACCCACACGACGUUUCCGUGGGGAAGAAGUAAAGGGAAGUGAAAUGGAAAGUCGGGCAGUGGGGGAAAAGAGUGUCGUUAGUUUAUUGUACAAAGUGCUGUGUGAUGUGAAUUGUUAGCUGUUCUCAUUUAAGACUUACUUGAUCCAAACUGGUUUCAGACUACUGCUCCUUCUCUAUUGUUUGAGAACUGUGAAAUUUGUGUGCACCGUGACUUCAAGACUCUGCUGCUGAUGGCAAAUUAUUUCAUACCGGCCUCCGUUCGACGAUAUUUUACAUAAGUUUGAGUGAGUGAUGGGUGAGCGAGUCUCCUCUCGAACAAUUUGAAGUAGUGUAAAAAUCUUGACAAUUGUGUCAGGAAGUGUUGAAUUGGAAUAUAGCGGAACGAAUAAACAAAACCAAUAGAUAAACCGCAUGUGAAAAUCUGUAUCUUUCAGUCGCAUCCUUCUCGUCGUUUAUUCAAGUGCGUCCAUCCAAACUACUACUUGGAGGGAAAGAAGUUUCGCAAGGCCUUUGGGAUAAAAUGGGAUCGUAAUAUUGUCAUCUGACUAAUUACCUGCACCUUGAUCGGCAGAGUUGACUCCUUCAGCCGGAAGGAGUUCCAGGGUUGAGGACCAUGGCCAAGAUGCCGUCGAUGCGGACGGACGGGUCGGAGCCGGAGUACAGUGACGACGAAACGACGCCACUGGCACACAGCGAUAUUUAUGGAGGAAGUCACAAGAAUGUGGACACCAAGAACUGGGACGUGUUUCGCAACCUCCCACCAGAGACUGAAAGGGAGGACUAUGAGAAUCAGACUUGCUACCUUUUAAUCAUCAAGAGUUUGAAGAUCGUGGCAUACCUCGUGACAUUUGCCGUCGUGCUGGGAGGAUCCGUCUUGGCCAAGGGAAGUCUGUUACUGAUGACCUCACAACUCGAGCCGGAUAGGACGAUCCCAUUUUGCAAUAAGAAAUAUGGAAGAGACAAGAAAUUUGAGGCCUCCAUUUCCGAGGUGGAGCGCAUCUCGUGGACAUGGGCAAUAUUUUUUGCUUUCAUCGUCCCAGAAAUCGGGACUUUUAUUCGGUCCCUUCGUAUCUGUAUUUUCAAGUCAUGGAGGAGACCCACGGUUGGCGAAUUUUUAGUUCCCCUCAUUUUCGAAACUUGCCAUGUAAUCGGGUUGGCAUUAUUCGUAUUUGCCGUACUACCGACGAUGAGCGUGUUAAAAGCCGUUAUGCUUACAAACUGUGUGUGCCUUGUCCCUGCCAUUUUUGGGAUGUUAUCUCGUCACCCGGAGAGAGACGCGAAAGGAAAGUGGGUGCUCCAGUGCACUCUGGACGUGAUUGCGAUCCUCUUCCAAGUCAGUGGUCUCUUUUUAUGGCCAUUGUUUUCGGCGGAGACCAGUCCGCGACCUUGGCUCCAGCCCCUGUCCGCGUUCCUCAUCUCUUGCGGCUGGUGGGAAAAUUAUGUGGACGUCAACUCCCCCUUUGGCCUCAUUCGAGCCAUGGGAAAGGUUCGCAGGAAUCUGGACAUCAAAAAGACGACCCGCUAUUUCGUCUAUAUUUUCAUAUCACUCUUCAAAAUACUCGCAUUCUUCUCCUCCAUGAUGUUUGCUGUGUGGAUUGCUGGAGGAAAUGUCAACAACUUGUUUUCUAAAAUCUCCGAAGGAUUUUCUUCUCAUCAGAUCAACAUUACCGAGAUUCGCCCACCGGAAGUAGGAAUUCUGCCCGACCUUCCAGGAGCUUCACCACUCGUGGAUAUCAUUAAGGAAGAAUCUAAUGCAAGUCUGAUACGACGAGUUCUCGGUGUACAAAUAGUAGCAGCUUAUCUCACCUACAUUUUUGGGAAAUUCGCGUGUAAAAUCUGCAUACAAGGAUUUAGUUUUGCGUUUCCUGUCAGUUUAGCCGUCCCAGUUACACUCUCAAUACUCAUUUCACUUUGCGGGCUACGAAGUGAGGACGCUUGUUUUCUGGAAAAUACUCUCCCGCAGUACUUGUACUGGAAUUGUCCCAAGGAUGACUUUACCUACAGCUUCUUUACAAAAGAACAUGCAUGGGUUUGGCUCUUAUGGCUCUUGUCCCAAGCAUGGAUUGCAAUUCACAUAUUCAUGCCAAAAGCGGAACGUUUGGCCAGCACAGAACGUCUCUUUGUGACGCCGAUGUACAACUCGCUCCUCAUCGACCAGUCUAUGGCGAUGAAUCGACGGCGAGAUGACGACAAUGACAUUCGUGCUGACGACGUGGAACAAGAACCCGCAGAAACGGACUAUGAAGAAAUCAGAUCCAUUGACUCUUCUCACAAAGAAAAAGAGAAGGUUUUUAAAGGCGACACCAUCCCCAGAAUUUAUGCGUGUGCAACAAUGUGGCACGAAAACAAGGAAGAGAUGAUGGAAAUGUUGAAAAGUUUGCUACGGAUGGACGAAGAUCAGUGUGCGAGGCGAGUGGCUUUAAAAUACUUUGACGUGGUGGAUCCUGGAUAUUACGAGUUUGAAACUCACAUUUUCUUUGAUGACGCAUUCGAACUUCGAGAUGAAGGAAGUUUAAACUCUCCCGUUAUUUGCAACUCUUUUGUGAAACUGUUAUGCUCCACACUCGACGAAGCAGCCACGUUUGUUCACGAGACUCAAGUCCGUAUCCGCCCCCCAAAAAAGAUUCCAACGCCGUAUGGAGGUCGGCUUGAGUGGGUGCUACCCGGAAAGACUAAAGUCAUCGCUCACUUGAAGGACAAAUCCAAGAUUCGACACAGGAAACGAUGGUCGCAAGUCAUGUACAUGUACUACUUGCUGGGUCAUCGCCUCAUGGAAUUAAGUAUCCCUGUCGCUAGGAAAGAAAUGAUUGCCGAGAACACCUACCUGCUCACCCUCGACGGAGACAUCGACUUUCAACCCAACGCUGUCGAAUUGCUGGUGGAUCUUAUGAAGAAGAAUAAAAAUCUGGGAGCCGCGUGUGGUAGAAUUCACCCCGUCGGGAGUGGACCCAUGGUUUGGUAUCAAAUGUUCGAGUAUGCUAUUGGGCAUUGGCUGCAAAAGGCUACGGAGCAUAUGAUUGGUUGUGUCCUCUGUUCUCCUGGAUGUUUCUCUCUCUUUCGUGGGAAAGCUCUCAUGGACGACAACGUGAUGGCCAAAUAUACGCUUCGAUCCGAAGAACCACGCCACUAUGUGCAAUACGAUCAAGGCGAGGAUCGUUGGUUGUGCACGCUCCUCCUCCAACGAGGAUAUCGAGUGGAAUACUCUGCCGCCAGUGACGCCUGGACCCACGCCCCUGAAGGGUUUGGAGAGUUCUACAAUCAACGUAGGCGUUGGGUGCCGUCCACGAUUGCCAAUAUUUGUGACUUGCUGGUCGACUACAAGAGAACGAUCAAGGUCAACCCGGACAUUUCCCUUCCCUACAUUAUUUACCAGUCCAUGUUGAUGGCUGGCACGAUCCUUGGACCCGGUACGAUUUUCCUUAUGUUGGUCGGUGCUUUCGUCGCGGCUUUCAGGAUUGACAACUGGACCAGUUUUUACUACAACAUUAUCCCAAUCACACUCUUUAUCGUCGUUUGUUUUACAAUGAAAUCGGACAUUCAGCUGCUGGUGGCUCAGAUACUGUCCACGGGGUACGCCUUAAUCAUGAUGGCCGUAAUAGUGGGAACAGCGUUGCAGUUGGGAGAGGACGGCAUCGGAUCACCUUCGGCCGUGUUCUUAAUUUGUCUCACGGGGUCGACGUUUAUAGCUGCCUGUUUGCAUCCCCAAGAAUUUUGGUGUGUGGUUCCCGGAGCAUUGUAUCUUAUGUCGAUACCUUCCAUGUACUUGCUCCUCAUCAUCUACUCUCUGAUCAACCUCAACGUUGUGUCCUGGGGUACUCGAGAAGUUCCAACCAAAAAGUCAAAACAGGAGUUGGAGGCGGAGAAGAAGGCAGCCGAGGAGGCGAAAAAACGUGCCAAGAAGGGCGGAUUUUUGGGUUUGAUUCCUGGAACGAAUGCCGACGACACUGAAGGCUCACUCGAAAUCUCCUUUGCCGGAUUGUUCAAACUCAUGUGCUGCACGCACGAGAAGCCCAUUGACGAGAGGCAACAAUUGCUCCGAAUUGCAGAGUCCUUGGAGAAAGUGGGGAAACGACUGGACGGAAUAGAAAGGCAGAUGGACAUCCCUGUCGCCGGAAGACGCAUUUCCACCGUUGCACACUCCGCAGCCAGCCCUCGCCAUCGGGACAACUUGAGUGGGCUGGAGGAAAACAAUGGGGAGGACGGGAAUGAAAACAAGCACGAUGAUGAUGACGACGAUGAAACGUCCUCAUCGGAUACGAGAGAAAAGCGUGACGACAUGAUAAACCCAUUCUGGAUUGAGGACAAGGAUUUGAAACGAGGUGAAGUGGAUUACUUGUCGGGAACGGAACUCACCUUCUGGAAGGACCUAAUUGACAAGUAUUUGAAACCGAUCGAUUCUGAUAAGCAGAAAGAGGCUCGUAUCGCCAAGGCUCUUGCAGAAUUGCGCGACCGUUGUGUGUUCUUCUUCUUCAUGUGCAAUGCAAUUUUCGUGAUUAUCGUGUUCCUUAUGCAACUAAACAAGGAUGCCUUGCAUCUCAAGUGGCCAUUUGGAAUUAAAAACAAUAUUACUUACAACGAGUUGACUGGAGAGGUUUUUGUGACAAAGGAAUAUUUACAAUUGGAACCUAUCGGCUUGGUCUUCGUAGCCUUCUUUGCUCUUAUUUUGAUCAUCCAGUUUGUGGCCAUGUUGUUCCAUCGUUUUGGAACACUUUCCCAUAUUUUGGCCUCCACUGAGAUAUUCACGUGUGGAAAGGAUGUGGACACAAUUAACCCCGAGUUGAACGUGGAAAAAGAUGGAGUCAGGCUUAUCCGACAGUUCCAAAAAUUGAAAAACUUGGAUGGGGACAGCGACAGAGGUGGUGCUGGUGAUGUUGCGAGAAGGAAAACUAUUCACGCCCUAGAAAAACAAAGAAAUUCUAGAAAACAAGUUGGAACGCUGGACGUUGCAUUUGAAAGGAAAUUCAAGGAGAUUCUAAACUCACCCGAUAAGCAAGCGCGAAUUUUGGGAGGUGACCAUUUCCAAGUGACCUUUGAAGCGUUGAAAGAGCGACGAACGAACGUUUUAGAGAGACGAACUUCGAAGGCUGAGCGUAAAAAGUCGUACAUGGAGACGUUGAAGGGUCCCAUUUUGCCACACCCCAACGGUGCUGGUCCCCCUCUCAACGGAAGUCUGGUACCAAACUCGGCUUCCAGGACGCGUGGGAAGGCCCCCAAACCGAAAGUGACGAGCAUAGACUUUGCCAACAAUGGGCUUCCUCCCCCAGCCCACAUGCCUGCACCUGCUCAGCUCAAUCCGGGUUUCUUGUCGGACGAUGAAAUCCAAUUGUAUAAUGUGCAGUCGAAUAGGCGAAAUUCAAGAGACUGGAGAGACCCGGACGUCGGUGGGAGUGGGGAAAACUCUUCCUUGCGAGGUUCCUACGACCAUCUACCCAACCGACGAAAUAAUAACAGUCAGAUGUGAUUAACUAAAAGAGGACUUAUCGAGAUAUUAUUAUUACAAUUAUCUGCCUAAUUAUAAAUGGAAUGCACCACUCUAAAAAAAGCAUGAAAGUGGAUUCAUCAUUCAUGUUUUAUAUUUUUAAAAAAAUACAAAAAUGUAUAUAUUUAUUUUCGUCCGUUCCAUAAUGUUAUAUAUUUUUCUAAUUUUUUAUACAAUGACGAAAAUCGACACAUUAAAAAAAAAUUUCCAUCCCUCAUAGAACAAAUAUAUUAUUGUUCACUUUAUUUUAUUAUGUAUGCCAUACUGUUGGACAAAGAAUUUUACUUCUAAUUUUAAAUUGUUGUACUUGUACUGUGUUUAUAUCCCAAAUGAUACGUAAAGUUGUGUAUGUCAACGACGUAUAAAAAGUAAUUAUUACAAGUACAGAAAAAAAUGACAUCAGCUAUUUUAAAAUGAGCAUGUCGAAAAUGUGAAACAAUUUUUGUAACGAGAUGCGAAUACGCAACGAAUGAAAUUGUUUUAGUAAGAAAUAAAAAAUAUUAUUUUGACGACUGAAUCAA